UUGAGAGGAGUCUCUCUGUCACCAUCAGUGGCAGCUGGGAACAAUAGCUCAUUGUUGACGCCCAGGUCUAUUUUGGAUUUCUUCCUUUUAUAGUGUGUUAUAGGACCUGCUUGUCGGGCCGAUCUAUCCUCCCUGGGGUCAAAUGAUAUAAAAGCUUUAACAGACAAUCUGCCCUGAGUAGCUCCCUCCCAUCCUAUCUGAAGUUUCUGACUUCCCUGCUCAUCCAGGAGGCUCUUCACAUCAUCACCAUGGCUCCCAAGAAAGUUGAGUGCAAGAAGCCUGAACCCAAGAAGCCAGAACCGAAGAAGGAGGCUGCUUUGGCCCCGACUGUCACCAAACCAGCUCCGCUGCCUGAACCUGAAGCCCCCAAAGAACCCCCAUUUGAUCCCAAGGCCAUCACGCUGGAGUACACCGCCGACCAGAUUGAAGAGUUCAAAGAGGCGUUUCAACUGUUCGACCGCACACCGAAAGGAGAAAUGAAGAUUACUUAUGCCCAGUGCGGGGAUGUGAUGCGAGCUUUGGGCCAAAACCCAACCAACGCCGAUGUGCUGAAAGUCCUGGGAAAACCUAGACCAGAGGAAAUGAACACCAAGAUGGUGGAUUUUGAGACCUUCCUGCCAAUGCUGCACCAUAUCUCCCGCUCGAAGGAUAAGGGCAACUUUGAGGAUUUUGUGGAAGGACUGAGAGUUUUUGACAAGGAGGGCAAUGGCACCAUCAUGGGUGCCGAGCUACGGCACGUUCUGGCCACGCUGGGCGAGCGGAUGACAGAGGAUGAGGUGGAUCGACUGAUGGCUGGACAAGAGGACACCAACGGUUGCAUCAAUUACUCUUCAUUUGUCAAACAUAUUCUUUCGGGUUGAACUGGAUUUUUAGGAGCUAACUGAAUGGAUGGUGUGGG
This is a messenger RNA of Carassius carassius (crucian carp), 898 nucleotides long. Its product is annotated as myosin light chain 4-like. Gene Ontology annotation, cellular component: myosin II complex. NCBI's taxonomy places the organism in Eukaryota, Metazoa, Chordata, Actinopteri, Cypriniformes, Cyprinidae. The record is from RefSeq and is a predicted model, not a curated record. The coding region runs from base 249 to 860 and encodes 203 amino acids. The transcript has a single exon. Gene Ontology annotation, molecular function: calcium ion binding.